Oryzias melastigma (Indian medaka) is the source of this 3645-nucleotide messenger RNA. RefSeq names its product dihydroxyacetone phosphate acyltransferase (gene gnpat2). The transcript is spliced from 16 exons. Gene Ontology annotation, biological process: ether lipid biosynthetic process. Lineage: Eukaryota; Metazoa; Chordata; Actinopteri; Beloniformes; Adrianichthyidae. Gene Ontology annotation, cellular component: peroxisomal membrane; mitochondrial membrane. Gene Ontology annotation, molecular function: glycerone-phosphate O-acyltransferase activity. The coding region runs from base 458 to 2497 and encodes 679 amino acids. The record is from RefSeq and is a predicted model, not a curated record.
UACAAGUAGCCUAACUAAUCUGUCAACAAAUACAUCAUUUUGUGGAUCUCUCUAGUCUGUUAUCUCAUUUUCAAACACUUUAGAAAAAAUUAACUACCUUUAUUUAUUUAUUUAUUUAUUUAAACAAACAAACAAACAAACACAUAAAUAAAUAAAUAAAUAAAUAAAUAAAUAAAUAAAUAAAUAAAUAAAUAAAUAAAUAAAUAAAUAUUCAAUAACCUCUGUUUAAUGAUCUCUUGGGUUAAAAGAGAAUCCUUCGUUUAGGUGCCGAGGUUACUCGAGAGCAACAAGCUGCUCAGCUUGGGGGGGAGGAGCUUCUGGAAUGAAGCGAUCUGAUUGGUCUGGCGCUCUUGGCUGUGCGCAGAGGCUGUCUGCCGCGAGGAUAGCCUUCAAGUCAUAAAAGCGAAAGUUAGUUGAAGAGUGGCAACAACAAGGUCUUUAAGUCAACUCGUAAAUAAUGACAAACACGCAUAAAGAUUUCAGUCAAGUCGGUCUCAAAGAUGAGGAGGAAGACUUUAUUGAUAUCCUGGAGGACAGACGGCACAGCAGUGAUCUUAGCUUCGCCUUCAGGACCUUCAGCCCUCAGCCGUACAAAGUGGCCCCGCCCUGCUCCACCGCGGAGCUUAAUCGAGUUGUGUUGGAGUCCCAAUUUCUACGCUAUGUGACCAAAGAGGUUGCCGUGGAGAUGGAUUUAUCUGUGGAAGAAGUGCAGGAAGAGGCUCGGGGCAUUUUGGGGGAAAUGUCUCAGAACCUGCAGCUGGGGUUUAUCAGGCUUAUGGCCUACACCUUCAACAAAGUGUUCAAGAGACUCUAUAGCAGCAUCUUUGUCAACAUGGAGGGACUCAACAGGCUUCAUCAAGCCACUCAGGAGAAUCCUGUCAUCCUGAUGCCCAAUCACAGAAGCUACAUCGACUUCUUGGUCAUCUCCUACAUCAUGUUCCUCUACGACAUCCCCAUCCCUGUUAUAGCAGCAGGAAUUCCUCUUGCAGGGAUGAAGAUUGUGGGAGAGAUUCUGCGGCGUUCUGGGGCGUUCUUUAUCCGACGCGCCAUCGGCUCUGACAAACUCUACUGGGCGGUGCUGUCUGAAUAUGUCAGAACUAUUGUCAGGAAAGGAUUUGCUCCUCUGGAGUUUUUUGUUGAAGGUUUCAGAAGUCGCACACUGAAGUCUGUUUCACCAAAACUUGGGAUGAUGCACAUGGUCCUGGAGCCCUUCUUCAAAGGAGAGGUGUUUGACAUCACAUUAUUGCCCAUCAGUAUUAGCUAUGACCGCGUGUUGGAAGAGUCGCUGCUGGCACACGAGUUACUGGGUGUCCCCAAGCCUAAGGAAAGCACAAUGGGUUUGCUGAAGGCCAGCAGAGUUCUCAGUGAGAAUUACGGCUGCAUGCAUGUCAACUUCGGCCGUCCACUGUCUGUGCGGCAGCUCUGUGAGGGGAGGAUAAAUCGCUGUCAGUACAACCUCAUCCCAAGAGAUCUACCAGAAAAGCCCACUGCAGAGGCCCAGGCCUGUGUGAGCUGGCUGGCCCAUCUGGUGGUUCGGAACCAGGAGCAGGGCUCUCAGAUCAGCCCCUGGUCUCUGAUGUGUGGCCUGUUGCUCCAGGUUCCCACCCGAGUCCUGACAGAAGAGGGCUUUCCGUGGCAUCAACUCACAGAGAAAACACUCUGGCUCAGGAAGCUGGCGCUUGACUUUGGGGGUCGACUCAACUGGCCUGAUGGAGUACCGGACUCAGAUGUGAUGUCAUCCACUGCCACCCUCCAUCGGGGCAUUGUUCAAUGUAAAGCGGGCCGCGUGUUCCUGGUUCAGCAGGACGAGCCCGCCAGGACACAUCCCGUCAGGCCAGAGGAAGGCGUGAUGAAGACGGCCGCUGCAGCGCUGAUGCUGGUUUCCUAUAGGAAUCAAUGCUUGCAUGUUUUUGUGCGUCCAGCCCUGCUUGCUACAGCGAUGCACAUAACCAAAAGCACACAAAGAGAUGAGCUCCUCGCCUUCUUCUCCUUCCUGCAGGAUGUUUUUUCCUAUGAAUUCAUCUUCAUCCCUGGAGAGUCAUUACAGGACUUUGAGGAAGCAUGCAGGCUUUUAAAGAAAUGUGGAGCAAUCCAUGCCAACCAGCAGGAAGUAGCUGCUGCACAGGGAGGGAUGGAGGUGCUGUCCUUCCUGCAGGAGCUGUUAAAACCCUUCAUCCACUCUUACCAGCUGGUGUUCAGGUACUUGUGCGAGGCAGAGAGCGAUAUCCUCACAGAAAAAGAGUUUGGACUUGCUGUGCGUGGCCUGGCCACAAAACUCCUCCUCACAGCUGAGCUUCACACUUAUGAAGCUCUUUCGUCAGACUUACAGAAGAAUGUUUUGUCUGCUUUGCGAAGACUGGAGGCUUUGACCAAGUUGUCAUCGUCGGUGAGCAAUAAAUUCAAAGUGAACAAAGCAGCAGUGAAAAGAAUUGCUGACAUGCUCUCUGGGAAAAUCCCUCCACUGAAUCUCCAGGCUUCACCAGAUGCCAGACUUUAGUCUGAUUUGGAACAAAUCCGCCGUCGGUGUGAGCGUACAGUCGCCUCCUCAUCCAUUCAUCUCCUCACUCUGCUGUCAUGGGAUUGCCAUGCUGCACUCCGUAGACAAAGUACUGUGUUAUAGAGUUCAGAGGUCAGGCUAAAUCUGACCACCACUCGCUUCUCAGCCAUCUCAAUUCCACAGUACUGAGGUGGGGAAACUCAAAUUCGAGCCCACAUCUGGUUGUUCAGGAGUUCAAAUCCCAAACGUGACAGUAAUCUAGCACAUUUUCUUUAAAUUGUAAAAUCCUUUCAAGUGGCUUUAAAUAAAAGCAUCUGCGAAAAAUGUAAAGCUGCAAAAACAGUUAAUUUUGCCAUAAAAAUAGUAAUAUAUUGAAUAAUAUAAGCAAAAUAUAGAUGAGAGGAAAUGUAAGAAAGAAAAGAGAUUCAUAUAAAAGUUAAAUUUAAAUGUGGCAAAUAUUUUGGACCCCCCACACCUUUUUUUAGCUUCAUAUUUAGUUUUAUUUUGAAAAUGUAUCUUCCAGUUGAAGAUAUUUGUUUGCAUUUCCAGAAUAAACGUAUAUUUUAAAAGGUAAAGUGUAAUACUGCCAAACCAGGAUCAGUUAAUUUUGUCGUCGAAAUACUAAUAAAAGAGAUAAUUAUUAAGAGAUAAAAAAGAUAAUAAGCGAAAUAUAGAUGUGACAAAUACAAAUGUUAAAUUUAAAUGUACCAGAUGCAAAUAUUUUAACCCCCUCCUUUUUUUAACUUGAUAUUUCAUUUUAUUUUGAAAAUUUAUCUUCCAUUUGAAGAUAGUUGUUUGAAUUUCCAAAAUAAAAUUAUAUUUUAAAUGGUUGGACAAGGAAAAAAUUUAGAUAUAUUCAUUUUAGUAUGUUAAUAAUUACAAUAAUCUGGAUCUUUUAACAGAAAAAAAUGCCAAAUUUUUCCUAUUGUUAUCAAUUUUUUUGUCUACAGAUUACAGUGAUAGUAAGUGGGUUAACUAUAAUAAUUUAUAGUGUUAGAGUUAAAUUUUGUUAAUAUUUAACAUUUUUUGUAUUGUUUGUGAUUGAUUCUGUGAAUGAAUGCACUUUAAAUUUUUUUUUUUUUAGAGAAAUUGUUGUAUUUGACAUGAAAUCAUUUUAAAUGACUCAAUAAUAUUUAAGCAUUACCAGA